ACACCAUGGAAAACAAACUUGGGCUCAUCUUAUAAACCCAGCGGCUCCAGUGCGUACACCUCGCGUGAUGAUAUUGGCAGCAGUCGUUAUUCUUCUUUGGCUUCGCCGAGCACAUAUCGUCCGUCCUUCUCUGGCGGCACUUACCGCAUCAAGCGCGAUACCCCUUCCAGUCUACAGACACCUUCGUACACAAGUCGUUACACGCCGAGUUCGUCGAGUCGCGCGACUCCUGUAGUUGACUCCUCCACCGAUAUCGGCGGCUCAAAGCGCUACACUGCAACCGCCACAGGUAGUCUUAAUAAGUAUGGCUCGUCGCGUGAACCAAGUCCUGCCGCCCUCGAAAUCACAAAUCGUAUGCGUAGUCGGGAGCCUAGUCCAGUCUCUCGCGCGCUUAGAGGAAAGUCGCGCGAUCCGAGCCCAGUGGUCGACACCAGUUGUAAAAUUGGCUACGGCGCGCUCAACUCAUAUCGCAUGUCAACGCCGAAAUCAUCCAGCACUUCGGGUUACAAUGCACGUUAUGGCAGUGGUACAUCCGCGGGGCGUGCGCCAACUAUGCCGCCGGACACCUCCAUUUCAUAUCUUACGGCCAGUGACUUUCAUGCGCGUUCUGUUAGUCGCGCGAGGGAGAGCGCUGCUCGCAAAUCCAACGAGAAGGAAGUCGAUGAGGAGGCGUCAGAAGAGCCAAAAAAGUUAGAAGAAAAGAGCGAAGAUGAAAGCAGUUCAGAGGAGGAAGAGAAAGAAACAUUUACCUCGGUGUCGGUGGUCACACGUGCCACGUCUCCCACGCCACCCGGCAGCGCGACAACUGUGCAAAGAACGCGUCGCAUUGAUAUUGCAAAAACAAUUGAAAAGACCAUACAACGGUCAACAUGUAAGCGAAAGACUUUGGAUAAGGAAAUACAAUCUGACCGACUUGAUGACUCGACGCGUUACUCGCGUUUCGGUCUGAGCAGUCGCGUGCCCUCAUACAGUCCGCACUCGGAGAGUCGUUACACAUCCACGAACCUACGAUACAGUUCCAGCCCGUUAUCGUCUGUUUCAAAGUCGUCCGCCUCAAAUGUAUCUACUGCCUCCGGCGGCGAGCCAAAGAAAGAGGCCACUGCUGCCGCUAGUAAAACUACACGCGCUACCGGGAACACAAAGUCGAAGCUGUCUCCUCCAAAGGUUGUUCGCAUAAGCUCACGACAAUCUUCGGUUGAAAAUCUCACUGCCAACACAAAUGCCAAUAAGCCACCAACUGCACCGAAGGCUGAGUCACCCACCAAGAGCAGCUCCAGCAGCGCAAAUGUGCCAACGAAGCUUCCGAACAAAGAUUUUCGUAAAUCCGCGCUGAAUGUUGGCCCCACAGAUCGGCCGCGCAAGUCCCGCACACCCAGUAGUGGUACGGAUUCGGAUGCAGUGCAGCAGGUUCACAACGAUCUGGUUAACGGGACCGCACAGCGCAAAGAUCGCUCACCGAGCGCUGGUUCAGAGGCAAGCAAUGUAUCGGCUGCGUCGAGUAGACGAGGAGCGACAGGUGAGAAUAAAUCACGGCCACGCUGCCAUGCCAAAAAAUCGUCGUCGGCAACGUCAUCACUGAGCCGUCAUAACAGCAGCAAUAAUUUGAAAAAUAGUGCACACAAAUCAUGCACCCCAUCGUCAUCGUCUUCCACUUCCACUUCCACCUCCACCGUAUCGUCAUCGAGCGGCGCGGAAAGCGCUGGGGAACCAAAGAAAGCAAACAAAAAGCAAGGCAAGAAGAAGAACCUCAACACCCACAACAAAGAACAUGCAGCCAACAAUUCGAGUGUGACAAAGUGUGCGAGAAGCAGCACAGGUGAUUCUAAUGAUCUGCCGUCGCAGCGGCCAGCGGCUGAAAAUAGCAAGGCAGCACAACCACCGCCGCCACUGAGCGCAAAUGAUACGCGCUCCCCCCAGAUAGACACGGCGGCAGCGGAGGCCGUUGAAUCAUCGCGCACAAAUUCGAAAUCGCCACUCACCUCCUCCCAAGAGAAGACCUCUAAUCGACUGCAGAAGUUGUCGUCUGUGUCGAAUUUUUUCGUUGCUCGUCAGAGCGAUGUAAAUAGCGAACCCAUUUUCAUCGAAAGCUCUGAGAAUUCAGGGGGCGACUCAGAGACGGGUCAGCUAAUUGGUAGCAGUCUUACGGCAGCAACCAAAUCGAACGCGUCGCCAACGAAUAACGCGACCACAACGACAACGACUGAUCCUGUCAGCGUAGCAGCAGCUGAAGCAGAAUCAACCACUACGACAUCGAAACGAAACUGUUAUAAUUCGAGCCUCGACAACACAGAGGAUACAUCUGCGAGGAGUCAACGCAGUCUAACGAAAUAUAGCAACGAAACACAAGAUCGCAGCAGAUCUUCGGUAACGAAAUCGACUAGUACACACUUCCCACACGAAACAACCGUUACAGAAACGGCGCUAACCAGCGAACAAGUAACCGAUACCUACACCACUACGGCUACCACGUCUGCGGAGGAGCCAGAGGAGUCCAGUUGGUGGCAAGACACGAGUCGACAGAUCGAUACAGCAUCUGCUUUGGGUUACCAUCAAAAAGACGAUAUGCGCUUCAAGCUCAGGCACAUCGACUCUGGCGAAACGGCGUGGUGGUUACGCAAUGAUGAGGACGACACUUUGGCGGAUGAUGAUUUAAGAACACUCAACCAGGAGGAGGAAGAUCAGAGCGAGGCCACUACAGCUCCUACACAGUCGCUGACCAAUAAUACGAAUACGAAUACGCAAAGCUGUAGUGAUCAACGCAAUGCAUCACAAGCGAAGUACAGUUGGUGGACGAGCGACCAAAAUGCAGGGAAUGAAGAUGGAGGAGGGCACGAAGCGGUCGCGCACAAUGAAAAUGAUCAAAAUGAAACGAACUGUGCGACGUACUAUAAAGUAAAUGGAGAAGCUAAGCAAAUCGCAAGAAGCCACUGCACCCCAGAAAAGCCAUGGUGGGGCGACUCAAAUGAGGACAGCAAAGGCGAUGAUAAAAAUAAUGGGCGAUUGGAAAACUCGAAUAGUUCAGGUAAGCAAAAUGGCGCCAUUCAAUUGAAAAUUUGUCGCGUGGAAUCUGGGGAGAAGUCUUGGUGGCUGAGUGAGGCAGAGAAGGAGCGGAAGAACUGUGAAGAAGAGGCGGCCGUCGAAGCUACCAUAAAACUACCCACACGAAAAGCCGGUAACUUGGAGCGCUCAUCGAGUAGCAGCAAGGAAGUGAGCGAUGACAAACGUUGGUGGAUGUCUGGCCCAAUGAAGAAGCAGUUCACCGUCCAGCGCGUUGAGUCGGGAGAGCGUGCCUGGUGGCAGCAAAAUGACGAGGAAGAGACAAGGCACCAAUCGCCACAAAGGCAAAAGACGAAUUCGAACCUCGCGCGGGCCGAUUCCAAUGAAAAAUGUUGGUGGCAAGAGGACAAUGACGAUGACAAGCCGGUCAAAAGGCCGAGCACGCGAACGCAACGUUCUGACUCGGGCGAGAAAGCCUGGUGGCUGCAAGAUGACGUGGAGGAGAAAGUACAGAAUGGAGUCAUCAAUAAUUUGAGCACAGCGGAAUUGGAUGAGGUAUCAGCAGACGAAGCCAGGGGGCGAGAUUACGCCGACAUAGAAGUGCAACAUAUUAAUGGGCACGUAGCUGGCGCGCAACAACAAAAUUUUGGCACCGAACUUAGUAAUUCGUUCAAUUUCGAGUAUUCAGAACGACCGCCACCAUUGGGACAAUGUGCCAGCCCCAUUGCCCUUGAGCAAGUCGCCCCUCAAAUGCCACCGCAACCGCCAACGCGCAAUCUAAAUCAAUGUAAAUCGCCUUACGAUAACAUUCCAAUGUCGAAAGUUCAAAUGAAUCACUACUAUCAGCCCCAAUACUCAACUCAACCACAACCGCCCACAACACAAUCAUCAAUACCACAACAAUCACCUUACUACCACCACCAAUCACAACAACAGCAACAAGCGCAACAAACAAAUGAUUACUACACACCUUAUGCCAACAAUAGCAACAAUGUUGGCAACAUCAGACAAACGUUUGUUGGUGAGAAGCUCUUCAUAUCGCGUCAUCAAAAUAUCGAUGAGCUUUUGGGUGGUUCGUGUCGUCCAUUAAGUCCGCUCUUCUUGGACGGCAGCAGCAGCGCCAACAGCUUUGCCACAGUGCCGGCGAAUCGCAACGUCUUCUUAGAGGAGAUCACACCCGAUCAAGUGCGCAUACACGAUAGUACAGCGCAAAUGCCGGUGAUUCAACGCAUGGAGAGGGACGAAUGGGAUAACUAUGGAAGUGGAAGUGCAGCACAACCGAUACCGUAUUAUGAGCAGAAAAUGAACGGUUACUAUGUUUAA
Molecule: messenger RNA, 4320 nt
Organism: Rhagoletis pomonella (apple maggot)
Lineage: Eukaryota; Metazoa; Arthropoda; Insecta; Diptera; Tephritidae
Product: serine-rich adhesin for platelets-like
Source: RefSeq, a predicted model, not a curated record